AUGCCUCUGCUUUUUCUGAAAAUGAAUCAAUCACUCUUCUUAGACUUUCUACACGCCCAACACCAUUCGAUCUAUAUUCCCAAUUAUUUACAAGCAUUCGAUUAUCCCAAUGCAGAUGAAACACCGUUACCAUUUCAACAAAAUGAACAAGACGACGAUCGAUAUCCUGACGGUUUCGAUCCAUUUCAAUUCGAAGUUUUUCAAGCAAAUUCAACGACCGAUUCUAUAAAUAACGAAUUCGAGAAUGUCACAGCACCUGAUUCCACAUCGAUGAAUUCAAUGAACACAAACGAAUCGACUUCAAUCAUUGAACAGACCACUCCAAUACAAAACAGUACUCAAUCAAUUUUGUUUAUCAAUGACACAACUCCAUUGAAUAAUGAAACAACUUAUUCAAAUGAGCUGACAACAUCUCCGCUCACCACGGAUACAUUCGUGUUUACAUCAAAUUCUUCGAUAGAGAAUCAAUCCGUACCCAUAGAUACUCGAAUGAAUGAAACAACCGAGAAUAGUUUCAAUGAGAAUGUCACGCUUAGCACAUUUUUAAAAAACAACACUUAUUUGAUUUUCAAUCUGUUGAAUCGAACUCGUUUUCACGGUAAACAUUUAGCUCAUCAUAAAUCCUUCGAUAUUUAUAACACGACACCCGAAGAAGCAGCUCGACAUUUAACUGAUCGAAAAGCAAUGCAAUCGCUGAUACAUCUACUUCCACCGAACUUAUGGUCCCAAAUACAGAAAAACUUUUCGAUUAUCAAUUUUAAUAAAACAAAGUAUAAUCAACCAUCACUACCCGACCCUGUUAUACUUGCUGAAGCGGCUGCACAAGCAGGUUUGCCUGGCCCAGGGCCCUACCCCAUACCGGAUCAUCUUUGGUAUCAGAGUGGAAAUUAUUUUCGAAAUCCAGCUUAUUUUAUGAAUACUAUUCCCAAACUUGAAUCAACAACAACCACGACAUUAACUUCAACUACGACGAAAUCAACAUAUAAACCAGCUCGAUCAUCGCCAGCGCAUGUUUUCUUUCGAUUACCUAUCGCUCAACCAGCAUACCCAGCUAAGAUAGUUACGGUCAAGCCGGCAACGACUCUUUCAUCAAUUUCUAAACUGAAUGAAUACCGACCAAGACCUAUCAUACCUAUGAAGCCCAUACCACCAUCCAUAACAACAUCGACAACGACGACAUCGUCAGCUAAACCAAAUAUUCAAUCUUUACUUGCUCAAAUUGGUUUUACGUGCCCGGCAGGUGUAACCGGUAUUCGUUUUCCUGAUCAACGAUUAUGCAAUAUGUAUUUUACAUGCACACAAUCCGGUUUACCUGAGCCAUCACUUUGUCCUGAAGGUUACCUUUUCUCCGAAAUCUCUCGUGACUGUGAACUUGCUUCACAUGUCAAUUGUGGAUCACGGUUAUCAACGAUCUUUGACAUCAAUGACAAUCCCAAUGGUGACAGUAAAAUAUUGUUCACCACAACUUCUACCACCACGACCACCACGACCACCACCACUACUACUACAACUACGACGACGACUCGCAGGACAACUACAACUACAACGACUUCUACGACAACUAGAGCUACUACAUCUUCAACAAGCACUACUACAGAGAAAAUAACAACAUCAGCUCGGUUACAACCAAACGUCGUCAAUGGUACUCUUGAAUGCGUUCUCGGAGCUGAUGGUUACUAUGAAGAUCCACUCUAUUGCAAUGUUUAUCAUCACUGUCUAGCUGGUAUUGAUUAUAUCGAGCAUUGUCCCAAUCAACUAGCUUGGAAUGAGAAGAAAAAGAUGUGUGAUUGGACAACCAAUGUGAAUUGUUCAGGUAAAACAAUGCCUGUGGUUCAAGGUAAAACUUCGUUUUGUACCAAUCGACAAGAUGGUCGAUACGCAUCGGAGACAUACUGCAAUGCAUUUCAUCACUGCAUCGGUGGUACGGACCACAUCGUUCGAUGUACAGGAGAAUUGCAAUGGGAUGAUCACAAGAAAGAAUGUGGUUGGGAAUCAUCUGUUCAUUGUGGGACACCGAAGAAGAUGUUACCUAAUGAAAACAAAUUCAACUCAACAUUUUGCACAGGAAAAACGGACGGAUCCUAUUCUCACGAAGAGUAUUGUAAUGUGUAUCAUGUAUGUGAAUCAGGCGCGGAUAAUAUGCGUCAAUGUCCUCAUCAAUUAUUUUGGGAUAAUGAACAACAAAAAUGUGAAUGGUCACAUAAUGUUCGAUGUACCGGUCGUACACUUAUCGCAUUGUCAAUGGAAUCGAGCUUGUUUUGCAUGGAAAAAACAGAUGGGUUUUACAUUGAUCUGAUUUAUUGCAAUGUGUAUCAUCAGUGUAUGGCUGAUAUUGAUGUGAAACUACGUUGCCCGGAACGACUGGUAUUUAAUGAAACAUUGAAGCGAUGUGAUUGGCCAGAAUCAACUAUUUGCAAAGGUGGAAAUAUUCUACUAGAAGGCGAAGAUUCGAAUGAAUUUUGUUCUGACAAACCCAAUGGGAACUUUGCUCACGAACAAUAUUGUAAUCGUUAUUACAUAUGUCAAAAUGGUAAAGACGUCGUAUUUACCUGCCAGAAUAACUUACGAUACUCAAUCGAAAAGAAUGAAUGCGAUUGGGCAGUGAAUGUCGAUUGCCAAGGCAAACCUGAUUAUAUGUGGGAAGGUAUCAAAGAGAACUUCUGUAAACGUCUCCCGGACGGAAACUAUCCCGAUAUACGUUUUUGUAACAUAUUCCAUCAAUGUCAAGCGGCGAUGGAUUAUCCAAAACGAUGUCCGAAUAGACUGAUGUUCAAUGAUGAUACAAAAGAAUGCGACUGGGAAGAUAAAGUGGAUUGUAAAGGUCGAGAAAAACUUAUCGACACCGAAGGUCUUGAUGAUGAAGUUCGUCCCGGUUCAAAUAAUACGCGAGGACGCUCGACAAAAUUCUGUAUGUUGAAACAAAAUGGUGACUAUGCGGAUUCAUACUAUUGCAAUGUUUAUCACAAUUGUCAUGGUGGAUUUGAUACAAUUCAAUAUUGUACGAGAGGACUAGUUUGGCGACAAGAUACUCCUUCCAGUGGCCAUUGUGAUUGGUCGAAGGAUCGAGCGCCUGAUGGAGCAGAUUGCAAUGGAAAAGCUCUAUUCUUUGUCGAGAAAUUAGCGGAGACCGAUAUAUUAUCAAAUCUACGCUCAGAAUUUUGUAUAAGCAAAGGUGCUGGCCUCUACGAACAUCAGCGUUAUUGUGAUCUCUAUCUACAAUGCAAUGAACAAGGCGUAGGCGUCACGAUGGAAUGUAGCCCGGGUUUAGUUUUUAAUGAAAAAAAGAAAGAAUGUGACUAUCAAGGAGAUACGAAUGACAAUGCAAAGGGUACAUUAUGUUUGACUCCACGAAGUUUUCUACGGUCGAAACCCAAAGUUGAUGUGGCUUCGAUCUUAUUCGAAGGUGUCGACGCUACCGGUCAAUUUCCAACACGUUUUGAUUGUAUCAAUAAAGAUCAACAAAAUAUGUUCGCAGACUUAGAUUGGUGCAACAUUUAUCAUGUAUGUAUCGGUAAUCGAGAUAAUAUAUUUUUAUGUCCGCCGGGUACGAUAUUCAACGAUACGAAACAAGGCUGUAUGGAUCGUUAUAAUGGCAUGAAUUGUAACGGUACACGUGCUUACUAUAAACCAACAGCAAACCGACAAAAACAUAUCGAUUUAUCGUCUAUACCAAGAAAAAGGGUCCCCGUAGAGAAUCGCCACUUCGCAGAUAUGAAACGUUUACCAAUGAAUAAUUAUCACCGGCGAGUCCCGUACGAAUGGAGAAAUCCGCAGCGUUCAAGACAGUACGAUGAGAAUGAUGACGAUGGUUAUGUAGAUGAAUCUUUUCGAUGGCGACGACAACAUCGAGAUUAUUAA
Adineta ricciae is the source of this 3858-nucleotide messenger RNA. The record is from the annotation of a GenBank genome assembly. NCBI's taxonomy places the organism in Eukaryota, Metazoa, Rotifera, Eurotatoria, Adinetida, Adinetidae.